Aspergillus pseudoviridinutans is the source of this 2046-nucleotide messenger RNA. RefSeq lists its product as uncharacterized. The transcript is spliced from 2 exons. Bases 1 to 2046 code for a protein of 681 amino acids. The record is from RefSeq and is a predicted model, not a curated record. Lineage: Eukaryota; Fungi; Ascomycota; Eurotiomycetes; Eurotiales; Aspergillaceae.
AUGGAUAUCGAUGGAGUACUCGGUUCCGAUGAAGAACUAGAUGAAGCUGAUUGGUCUGCUCGACGACAAAGGAUUGAGAGGCUCGCUGAGUCGUACUUGAAUGGCACUCCGCUUUUCAUACUCUCUGCUUCGCUCCGGGGGCCAUUCGACAGGGACUGGGUGAACCCUUGGAAAAAGUCAAGAAGGAGAGUGCCUAGCAUUGGGCAUCGAGACGGUCGGCCGACGGGGGAUACGGCCACAGCGGAAGAGAUUGUGAUACAGGAGACCAACUCUCGGAAGCGGAGACGGUACCAUGAAUUGCAGGACAUCCGUGGGACAGAUUCUCCGAUCGGUCUCUCGCACUUGCAUGUUCCAUCCUCUCUUCGCAAUGAGGAUCUUCGAACAAAAUCGAAAAGCCCAUUGUCGUGGAGAGCACCCAGUGAAAACCCAUCCGGGGCCUCAAUAGCCUCUCAGCCAUCACCGGGGAGGUCAAUACCUUGCGCAAGACUAUCAGGUCUACAAGGGCAAGAUCAAGAACCGAGCCCGUUUGUUAGCAAUGAUGCUCCUUGGUUAAGGAAGGAUCGUGUCUGGAUCAAUUCCCGGAAUGUUGAUCCUCCCACAUCCCCUACAACCACUGUCUCCAGUCGUCAAUCCGAUAUGAGAGCUCGUGCGACCACAAUUCGCUCAUCCAAACGGCGGUUUCCGGCCAACACAAUUCCGUCUCAAAGUCAUUCCAGCAUGGAGUCGUCCAAUGGCGCGGAAUCUMCGGGAUCUAUUACUGGCAAGGGUGGGCCGAAGGAGAAUGAAACGGAAUCGAUGCAUAAUCUAUCAGUAAACGGUUCGGAGAAACAUAGCGCUGUUCCUGGCGGAAAUAUGAACAGUUCACUUCAGAUCGUUUCGUCGUCGUCACAACUACCUAAGUUUGAGUACCGUCGACGGAAGGUACGUGCCGCCUCUGGAGAGGAACAUACCAGUUCCCCAAUGGUCCUGGACAAGAGAAAGCAACCAGUAGUAGCUGAGGUGGAAGAUGUGCCCAAUAUCACGGCUGAUCGUCCGCCUCAAGCGCCUGCACUGCGAAACGUCUCAUUCGCAGACGCAGCGGAUCCCUGCCAAUCGGAAAGCUCGCAKGCAUCACAUACUCUGACAAAGAAUGAUUCCACGCUCUCCAAUCCUCCCGAUAUGGAAACAGCCUGGAAUCCUCAGGCAGCCAGAUCGAUGCAGGGCAAUACUAGCGAAAGGUUGCACUCUGCGCAACGAGUACCUGGAAACUCGGCCAUGAUGGAUUUCGUUACAUCGCUGCAUACCAUCGCUGCGUCGAAACAAGACACAGAGUAUGAUGGUGAUACUAUCCCAGAGGCCCAAUUUUCCACGCAGGCAGCUGUUUUGCUCGCUCAGAGAUCUUUCCAGAAGGACUUGGAAAGCCCGGAACCCGAGGAGCUUCCUUUGCACCGAACUCCUAGCCACAAUACACCUCCCGCAAACGAAAUCACACCGUUCUACCAAGUGAAUACCCCCGGCAAUGGGAAGAUCACAAAUAAGCCAUCAAGACCUCCAGCUACCGGAUUGCCAGUAAUGAGCACGCAAUGCAUCAUCGAUGCAGUCACUCCUUUCACAUUUAGUACAGAGAAGAAGAAGAGCAACUACCGUGUUCUUUCAUCGACAAAGAGUCGCUCUGGGAGAACGAAAUCAGAGGAUGUCAAUCUUGCUACUCGCAUAGCGCCAUCCACGCACUCAUCGCCGUCACCGAGCAUGAGGGAUCACUCAGAGCUUAGGAAUUCAGAUGCCGAGAGGAACAUCGACGAUGCCUGCAGGCCCGAGAUGUCUAUGCUGCGUGAUUUCCAACCUCAGAGCCAGAAUAGUGUCUUGCCAAUGACGUUGACAGGAACGACGCCGCCCACUGCCCAGGACGGACAAGGGGUAAUCGCAGGUGCAGAUAGCUUUAGCCUCAGUCAAGCCAUUGCAGAUGCAGGAAGCUGGUUGCAACAGAGCUUUGAGAUCAACCGAGAUCUUCAUCAGUGUAGUGGGGCGCGCCCUCCUUUGCCUGCAGACCAUCGUGCUCUACUUUGA